Papaver somniferum (opium poppy) is the source of this 891-nucleotide messenger RNA. RefSeq lists its product as uncharacterized. NCBI's taxonomy places the organism in Eukaryota, Viridiplantae, Streptophyta, Magnoliopsida, Ranunculales, Papaveraceae. The transcript has 3 exons. The record is from RefSeq and is a predicted model, not a curated record. Bases 1 to 891 code for a protein of 296 amino acids.
AUGGAUUCUUUACUCCUCAAUGAAAUUGAAGCCACUGAAGAAGAUAUCAGGUUGGUUAAAAGAAUUAGGAUUGGUACUUCGAAUGUGGAAGAGACUGCUGCUAUGGAAUCUACAUCACCAAAUGCAAAUAAUGAUACCAACAUGGCUAGCCAGACAACUCACAGAGUCACAGUGAAAAAUAACUAUUCAACUUGCACAAAUUUGGGGAAUCAGUUGUACAAAGUGAUCCAAGUCAACAAGAAUGGAGAUCUGAAUUUUCACUUGAAUGAUAAUACUUAUUCUUCUACUUCUUCUUCUUCUUCAGGUGAUGGCUUAGUCAACUCCAUAAUUCAACAAGCUGGUCUGGAGGACAUGGGAUUCAUUGUAAGAGAACAUACCUGGUCUAGUAAUAACAAAGGAACUGGCAGUAGAAGAUCAAGAAUUGAUAUGGCCUUAGUUAAUGCACACUGGAGUAACCAAUUGCAGGAUUCAAAAUUACUUCACCUAAGUCAAAAUGGAAGUGAUCACUGUCCCAUAAUGCUUGUUACUGAUUACUCUCAACCCAAAUUAUGGAAACCUUUCAAGUUUUUCUGUAUUUGGCUUCAAGACAGAAUGUGUAAGGAGGAAAUUACAAAAGCCUGGGACAUAUCUGUUCAAGGCUCAGCAGCUCAUAAAUUUACUAUGAGACUUCAUUUUACAAGAAGGGCUCUCUCAAAAUGGAAUAAGGAACAUUUUGGAGAUAUCAACAAGAAUGUGGAUAAUUUUCAACAACAGCUAGAUGAGAUACAAGCACAGCCUUUCUCAAGAGAAAACACUGCUAAAGCUGAAGAAAUAUCUAAAGAAUUAGAUAAAUGGCACCAGAUUCAAAAUGAUUUUAAUAAGAAAAAAUCAAGGGAUAACUUCAUCAAAUAA